AAUAUUUCCCGUCAGUAUCCAAGCACCAGAGUUGCUUUUCUCCGCCACGGCUGGCUAAUUCUCGUUCCUCUCACUUUGCUCUUCCACGUCCCCGACCGUCUUCAACUUCCCUGUCCCCACCAAGUUAAACACCCAUUCUCUGUCACUAUGACGUCCCAAAGUAAUAUCGACAGCUCUGAAGAGACGGAACGCUCAUUCGUAUCCUCGGCGCUGCGAAAUACCGAUGGAACCGACCGGUACACCACAGGAACGGACCUGACGGAGUUGCCCGCAGAUGUCGUCCUCCAGCAAUCACUCACUUUGAACUCGGUCAUCUCGACGACGUCUUCUUUUGCCAGGCGCGCCUCGCAUCCGUCCUCUCACCUCGAGUUCCAGCAACCCAUCCAGAUUGGAGAGGGCAAGCAAGGUGCCAUCUUUGAGAAGGGUGGAUUCAGCGUGGCCACGAAGAAAGAGAAGCCAGGAAACGAAACGCUGCGAUCGAAUCUGCAAAAUGAAUUCCGUCUCCACCUAAAAGUCCUGGAUGCUUUCCGCCGCUAUAUCGACUUGAUUGAUGACAGCGUGCUGGUGCCUCGUCCGUUCGUCAUGGUUCACAAGUCGGACAUGAAGUUCCCGGAGGAAGGGCUCGACGAGUUUCCGGAAGGAUACCGCACGCCCAGCGAUAGGUUCAUGAUGGAGAGAAUCCUUCCCCUUCCCAAGAUCGUCAGGCGAGCUUUGGUCACGCUAUUCUAUCCGCGCGAGACAGGGACGGCGGUUGAUCAGGCCACCAUCAACAGCAUUCUGAACCACACCCCGAACAAGCACUGUCUUGCCCGAACAUACCUGGGGAAGGAUGAUGGAACGUUUGAGAGGGACAACUUUUCCCUGAGGAAUUUCCCCCUCUUCCUGAAAUCGAUUGAGCAACUUGGCCCGGAUCCGACCGCGCUGGCCUCUAACAUGGGCAAAGCGUUUGCAAUCAUGCACUGGGCCGCAGGUGUGAACGGCGACGACGUCGAGUUUGUUCUCGGGACAUCACAAGAGCUGGUCCUCCCCCGGCCCGAGCCCCCACAGCCGGGCUUCCAGCAUCGACGGGUCGGUUUCUACCUGCUGGAUUUCGGCCAGUGCGAGUCGGUAGAUCUCAUGCGCGAACAUGUCGAUGUCGUAUACCAGGCUUUCAAGGGUGCAAUGGUCACCGGGGACAACCAACUGUUCAUCCCGCAUUAUCGGAGGAGUCCGGAGCUGUUCGCUGCAUUCAAGGCCGCAUACAUCGCGACGGGAAGAGUCAUUCUGGCAGAUCAGCGAUGGGGGGACAAGUUCAGCGUGGAGGAAUUUAUGGAGGAAUAUCAAGAAUACGCCGAGGAUUUCUUAGUGUGAUCACAUCGAGGUACUAUCAAGUUACCUAGGCAACAUUCAUUCCGGCAGACUUGAUGGCACUCGGAGAACAAUCCGAGCCUGGGCUGGGGGCAGGCCGGCAGGAUUUCUAGCAGGUGGCAAUAUGUUCUUGCCCUGCCAUGACCAUCGCUAUUGCUGUUGCUCUCUAUCGCUAUUGCUGUUGCUCUCUAUCGCUGUUUCCGUCGUUGCCCAUCGCCAUUGCCAUCGCUGCCCA
Molecule: messenger RNA, 1582 nt
Organism: Phialemonium atrogriseum
Lineage: Eukaryota; Fungi; Ascomycota; Sordariomycetes; Cephalothecales; Cephalothecaceae
Exons: 1
Coding region: 148-1350 (400 amino acids)
Source: RefSeq, a predicted model, not a curated record